CAUGUCUUCGUUCCAUAAUAUAAUUAUCUAUUUUUCCAGUCAAUAUUUAUGAUUAUCUUUUGUAAAAAAACCCAUCAAACCCGGUCUAUCCCAACUUCCCAAGUCAAGUUUAACGAGAGUUGUUAAACCUCAUGUGCAUUGAUUGUGGGAAAACGUGAUCGGUCAUACAAUACAAUGCACUUCAUACAUCACAAUGAUCAUCACAGAUUGGUCCAUGAUGGACAGAGUCCUGUCCAGCUCUAAGUGCAAUGACAAACACCUUCCAACUUGUGCACUUGAAGAAUCAGUUAGAUUUACAUAUCAUUUGUUGCGGAGAUAUAGUUAGAGCAAGUUCCGAGUCAAUUGUCUUUCAGUUCAAUUUUCUCCACCUUUGCGUCUUCCUGGGUUCCACCAUCCCCGUCGUCAAUGCCUGAAAUUGAGAGAACAAAACACAUGCACCAGCUCAGCGACAACAAACAAUGCACGAUCAAUUAUUAAAUUCACCACAUUUUCAACGAAGACAGCAGGGGAUGUCGGUUUGGUCAUUUUCCCACGUUUGAAAGGAAAGCAGGACGGCUAUCAAUCUCCUGCCCGCACCCUGCCUGAACUCUUACACUAUCCUCUGGCAAAUGGCAAAUUCCUUCUUUCCAUUUCACAAGGCUGGGGUUGAAGAAGAACUGAAUACUGAUAACUCCUUUCUCUCUCUCUCUCUUCCCCUCCUAUGUUCUCUUCCCGCAUUCCUCUGUUUCUCCACUCCCUCCACGUCUGAGAUAUUUCCCGCUAAACAGCCGACAAAAAUUUCUUUUUCAUAAGAAUCCAAACUGCCCUCUGUACAAAUCACAUCUGUCGUCCUCUGAUUGGCUGCCUGGUCCCUCACAUUCAUCAUUAUUGUCCGUCUCUUCGGUCUUUCCCUCGUUCAGAAAAAAAAAUUCCCCUGCUUUUCUGUUCUUCUUCUCCUCUGCUCUUACGCAGAGGAUAUCCAAAUUCGCCCGCCUCCUUUGGUUAUCUGCAGACUCUCGGCUUCCUAUUGAUUCCUCCCCUCCUAUCGUGUCUGCAGAUAACCAUUUCGGUUUUUCCGGCAAUGGAGUUGGUUCCAUACGCCGACCCAGAUUCCAAGGCGCCGGAGUCUGUUUCUUCUUCUUCUUCCUCUUCAACUCUGCCAUGGCAGGAUAUGUUCAAAUCGGCCUCAUUUCGCAAACCCACCACGGCGCCCUCCGGCAAGCCUCCGAAUCCAUCUGGGUCCUCUAAUUCGAGCGACCAAACUAAUAAAGACGCCACCUUUUUGGGGGAUCCCCAGGUACGACUCGCUCUCUGCAUAGCCAUGGCACACGCCGGUCUCGCCUUCACAAUCUUCGUUCUCUAUUUCGUCUGUAAGCUCCUUCAGGAGUAUUUGCGCCCAAUUCAGUGGGCAAUUUUGUGCUCCAUACCCUUGAGGGGCAUUCAGCAGGCCCUCGUUUCAUUUUGGGAGGAGCCUCUCCAAUUAGGGCUCACUGAGACUGUCCUCGCUGUCCCCAUAGCAAUUUUCCAGGUUUUCGUAGGGACCCUUGUCGAAAUUAAAGAGCUUUGCCUUAGGGUUUUACAGAAAAAGCCCAAAAAGGAACGAAUCAAGAGGAAUCGAAGUGGGUUUUCCAAGCUAGUGAGGUGGUUGGUCUCAUUUGGUGUCUUUGUAAUUGCCUAUGAGAACAUAGGUGCUAUGGGGGCGCUCUCCAUUCUAGGUUUGGGUAUCUUGUGCAGUACAAAGACUGUAGAUUCCACAUUCUCUGCUGUUUCUUCUUUUAGGAGCAACAGCUUUAAGCGCAGUCCGAUUACUGCAUUCUUCACUAGAGGGAUAUUGAAGAAACUCAAGACAACAGUUGCAGUUGGCCUUAUUAUUGGCAUGAUUGUCGGAUUCUUAGUUGGGUUGAUAUUCUUCUCAUACAAGAUUGGUGUUGAAGGGAAAGAUGCUGUAAUUUCUUUAAAAUCUCAUGUGGAAGAGAGCAAUUAUGCUGAGAAGUUUGGUGUUAGGAAGUGGAUGGAUGAGAAUGAUGUCCCUGGAAUGGUUGAUAGGUAUACAACCACGUUCUAUGAGACAGUUUCUGACCAGAUUGAUAGUCUUGCAAUGCAGUAUAACGUCACUGAAUUGGUCACAGGGAUCAAGCAUUUCAUCAUCACUCCUCCAACCAAUUCUUCUUUAGAGCAAUCAGCUCUUAUGAUGAGCCCACCUCCUUACACUGAGAAGCUCAUGAGCUUAAGAAAGAAAGUUAGUGACCGCCAAUGGGGAGAAAUUUACACUGAACUGGAUGCAAUCUUCAAGGAACUGAUUAUUAGCCGUGAGGAUAUACUCGAGAAGGCGAAAGGGUUUGCUCUUCGAGGGAUGGAUGUCUCUCAACGUGUUUUUGCCAGCAGUGCUUCAGUGCUAGGGGGAGGUGCUAAGCUGAUGCUGUCGGUUGGGAACUCGAUCAUUUCUGGAGCAGCUGAGGUUUUCAAUUUUGUCUCCAUGUCGAUGGUUUUCUUCUGGGUUUUGUAUUACCUGAUCACAUCGGAGUCUGGUGGGGUAACCGAGCAGGUGAUGUGCAUGCUGCCAAUGAGGAAAUCAGUGAGGACAAGAUGUGUCGAGGUUCUCGACAAGGCCAUUUCGGGUGUUCUCCUGGCUACAGCUGAGAUUGCAUUCUUUCAAGGAUGUUUAACAUGGCUAUUGUUGAGGCUGUAUAAAAUCCACUUCCUGUAUGUGUCUACUGUUCUUGCAAUCAUCAGUCCUCUGCUGCCGAUAUUUCCACCAUGGUUUUCCACGAUUCCAGCUGCUGUGCAGCUGGUGCUAGAGGGCAGGUAUGUUCUGGCGAUCAGCCUGUCGGUGAUUCAUCUUCUGCUUAUGGAUUAUGGUGCUUCAGAAAUUCAGGAGGAUAUACCUGGACACAACGAGUACCUCACUGGGCUCAGCAUCAUUGGUGGAAUGACAUUGUUUCCCUCCGCAGUGGAGGGGGCAAUCAUGGGUCCAUUGAUAACGACCGUUGUUAUCGGCCUCAAGGAUUUGUAUGUGGAAUUUGUGUUAGAAGAGCCAAAGAAAAACUGAGGCGAUUAAGUAAAAAAAAGAGAAGGAACAAGGUUUGCUUGCGGUCUUCUUCGUGUUGUGAAGUUGAAGUGUAUACUGCUAGGAUCCUUGUAGAAUGUUGUUUUCUUGGGGCACCUAUUGUUCAGCAUUUUCUUAGUGGUCUAUUGGUUUCUUUUACUCUGGCUCGGUGUACAAAAUCAUGGUAGCAAGUAGCAACUGUUGCUAAUGUAUGUCGGGGCUGCUUGGUUUGGUAUUGGGUUGGCUAUUGGCCUGAUUGUAUAUGUUUCUGGUAAGUUGCAAGUUGCAACUCUCUACUCCUGUUGUCCUUUUGGGAAGAAAUUGCAUUUUUGCAA
This is a messenger RNA of Linum trigynum, 3360 nucleotides long. Lineage: Eukaryota; Viridiplantae; Streptophyta; Magnoliopsida; Malpighiales; Linaceae. The record is from the annotation of a GenBank genome assembly.